Molecule: messenger RNA, 3921 nt
Organism: Ylistrum balloti
Lineage: Eukaryota; Metazoa; Mollusca; Bivalvia; Pectinida; Pectinidae
Product: ATP-dependent translocase ABCB1-like
Exons: 29
Coding region: 1-3921 (1306 amino acids)
Biological process (GO): transmembrane transport
Cellular component (GO): membrane
Molecular function (GO): ATP binding; ABC-type transporter activity; ATP hydrolysis activity
Source: RefSeq, a predicted model, not a curated record
AUGAUGGAUUCCACGGACGAGAAACAACCUCUUUUAGGAGAAAAUGCGGAAACAAGUCAAGAUCAUGUAGAUCCAAAGGAUACGAAGCCGACGCCAAAGGCAGCUUCAUUUGGAGAUCUGUUUCGAUAUGCUACUUGCUUGGAUAAAUUUCUUAUGCUACUCGGGUCACUAUUCUCGAUUGUGCACGGCGGUGGAUGGCCGGUACUCUCUAUUGUCUUCGGACAGAUGACCACUGAGUUUGUGUUUGGUCCAGGAGGCACAAACGACACGAAAAAUGACUCAUCGUCUGUAGUGGUGAACAGUUCAGACUCAAACCAGGAAUUCAGUGAUAACAUGACAAAGUAUGCCCUGUAUCAGGUGUACAUUGGAGCUGCUGUGUUCGUGGCUGCAUACUUCCAGACAUCCUGUUGGACAACAGCAUGCGAAAGACAGGUGAACAAAAUCCGACUCAGCUUCUUCCGGUCCAUAUUGAAGCAAGAUAUUGCCUGGUUUGACCAAAAGAAGAGUGGGGAACUGACCACAAGAUUGGCCGAUGACCUUGAGAGGGUAAGGGAAGGUAUCGGUGAUAAGAUCGGUCUCUGUAUACAAUACUUAGCAGCAUUCUUCGGUGGCUUUUCCAUUGGCUUCUGGAAAAGUUGGAAGAUGACUUUGGUUAUGAUGUCGCUAACGCCUUUAAUGGUCAUCUGCGCAGCUAUGUUUUCAAAGAAAAUGCAAUCGCUAUCCAAAAAUGCGCAAGCAUCAUACAGUGAUGCCGGCAGUAUAGCAGAAGAAGUGUUAUCAUGUAUCAGGACAGUUAUAUCCCAUAAUGGACAAAAACAGGAACGAAACAGAUACGAACAAGCUCUGAAAAUAUGUAAAUCGAUUGGCGUGAAAAAGGGCGUGAUACAAGGACUUUUAAUGGGAUUUGUCUUUAUCACCAUGUUUUCAUCCUACGGAUUAGCAUUCUGGUACGGGACUGAACUGGUCAAGGAUUAUUUUACCAGUAACGGAGUUGAAGGUAUAGAACCAGGAACAGUUUUAACUGUAUUUUUCUGUGUUAUGAUUGGAUCGUUCUCAAUUGGAAAUGCAGCGCCAUCUAUAGGCAAUGUUUUCAUCGCCAAGGGCUCUGCAGCAGUUCUGAUAGAAAUCAUUGAUCGUGAGCCUGAUAUCGAUGCUUCGUCUCCUAGAGGUCAGAGACCGCCAAAUAUUGACGGGAAUAUAGAGUUAAAGAAUAUUUUCUUUUCUUACCCAGAGAAGGAAAAGCGUCCAGAGACAAAGGUUCUAAAGAACUUUAACAUGUCUGUAAAGCAAGGCCAGACUGUCGCGUUAGUGGGGCCCAGCGGAUGUGGCAAGUCGACCGUAAUGAGCUUGCUACAGAGACUAUACGACCCAAAAAGUGGAGAGGUUCUCCUUGACGGUGUAAACCUUAAAGAUCUCAACGUGGCUUGGCUGAGACGAAACAUAGGAGUCGUGUCGCAAGAACCUAUCCUGUUCGGCUACUCAAUAACACAGAACAUUCGACUCGGAAACCCGAGCGCAACCAACCAGGAGAUAGAGGACGCAGCAAAAGCUGCAAAUGCACAUGAUUUUAUCGCAGCUCUACCAGAGGGGUAUAACACAAUGGUUGGCGAGAGAGGUGCACAGCUCUCCGGAGGACAGAAGCAGAGGGUGGCUAUUGCGCGUGCCCUUGUUCGGAACCCCCGCAUACUCCUCUUGGAUGAAGCGACAUCAGCCCUCGAUUCCAAGAGCGAGAAAAUCGUUCAGGACGCUCUCGAUAAGGCUCGAAAAGGGCGGACAACGAUCGUUAUUGCACACAGACUGUCGACAAUACAGAAUUCUGACGUCAUUUACGUGGUAGACGAUGGCAGAAUAUUUGAGCAAGGCACACACAGCGAGCUGAUGGACAAACAAGGACUCUACCAUGAGUUGGUAAUGGCACAAGCUCUAGCGGAGGGAGAAAGCGACGACGAAGACCAUAAUGAAGACGAUAGACAAAGCCACACAGAAGCUAAAUUCAAGGCCAAAAGAUCAAGAAAAGUGUCAUAUCAGUCAUCAACCUCUGACAAACCAGUACGACAAAUCUCCCGACAAAUGUCUCGCCAAAUUUCAAUCAACGACAAAGGAAAGACGGACAACGAGAGCAAAGAAAAAGAGGUAGAUGAAAAGGAAAUUGAAGAAGAAGAAUAUGACCCUCCGAAGUAUUUACGUAUUUUACGGGAGAAUGCUCCAGAGUGGCAUUUUAUUUUGCUUGGCUGUAUCGCCUCAGGGAUAGGUGGAUGCACGAUGCCAGCGUUUGCCAUAUUCUUCAGCGAAAUGAUUAAGGUAACGUAUAAGUGGGUGUUUAUCAACCAAGGAGAAGACAGUGUAUUGUGGAGCAUGAUGUUCGUCGGUCUCGGUGUUCUAAACUUCAUUGUUCAGCUGAUAUCGAAUGUUUGUUUUGCCCACUCUGGAGAAAACUUAACAUUGCGCCUUCGUUUGAAUACCUUUAGUGCCCUGUUACGACAGGAUGUGGCUUAUUUCGAUGACCCAAGGCAUGCCACUGGUGCCCUGACCACAAGACUUGCUACAGACGCCACUCUUCUACAAACUGUCACCGGUAUACGGUUAUCAAUCAUUGUGUCAUCUUUCGUGUCUCUGGUCGCAGCCCUAGUCAUAUCUUUUAUCUUCGGAUGGAAACUUGCUCUCGUCGUCUUGGGUGGAGUACCUAUUCUAGCUGCAGCUGGAUAUUUACAAUUCAAAGUUAUCACUGGACAACACAAAGGAGACGAGAAAACAUUAGAGAAUGCUGGAAAGGUGGCUAGUGAAGCAAUAGAGAAUAUCCGAACCGUACAGACGCUGUCCAGAGAGGAAUUCUUCUUUAAAGAAUAUUAUGACAGUCUAAAAGGACCACUCCGGACUUUCCUAAAACAAGCUCAAAUGGCUGGCUUUGCUUUCGGUUUCUCACAAGGGAUUAUUUUCAUGAUGUAUGGUGGAGCUUUUAGAUUCGGUGCCUGGCAAGUUGAAUUAGGAGACAUGGAACCUUCAAAUGUUUACCGGGUGUUUUUCGCCAUAGCAUUUACCGGAAUCACUAUUGGUCAAGCGUCAUCAUUCCUGCCUGAGUACUCGAAAGCCAAGCAUGCAGCGGGGCUCAUCUUCAAAGUCAUCGACACCAUCCCCCCGAUAGACAUCUAUUCUAAACGGGGUGUUUAUAUGGACAAGAUGGAUGGUCAGAUCAGUAUCAAAGAUAUCAACUUUAACUACCCUUGGAGAAGUGAGGUCAAAGUGUUAAAGAAUUUAACGUUUGAAGUCAAGGCAGGACAGACAGUAGCACUCGUCGGUUCUAGUGGCUGCGGUAAAUCCACAGUUAUCUCCCUUCUCCAGAGGUACUACGACCCGAUGGACGGAGGCCUGUCUGUGGACGGACGCGGGAUAAAGGAAAUUAACGUGCACAAUCUCCGAUCAAACAUAGGCGUGGUCAGCCAGGAACCCAUCCUGUUUGACUGCAGCUUUAAGGACAAUAUUGCAUAUGGCCUUGACCGCAUGGCCGGAAUGGACGAGGUUAUAGAGGCAGCUAGGGCAGCAAAUAUCCACGAGUUCAUUAGUACACUGCCGAUGGGAUAUGAUACGACUGUAGGGGAGAAGGGGACGCAACUCUCAGGUGGACAGAAGCAGCGCGUGGCGAUUGCACGUGCUCUCAUCAGAAAUCCGAAAAUUCUCCUGUUGGACGAAGCCACGUCUGCAUUAGACACUGAAAGUGAAAAGCUCGUGCAAUCUGCUUUAGACAACGUUCAACAGGGACGUACAUGCAUAGUCAUCGCUCAUCGACUGUCUACUAUACAAAACGCUGACGUCAUAUAUGUCAUGGACUCCGGACAGAUCGUGGAAAAAGGAACACACCAAGAACUUAUAGCACAAAAGGGAGUGUACUCCGCGCUAGUCAACGCCCAGCAGUUAGCUAUGUGA